ACUGCCGCGGAGCUGUUGGCACACAGGCCGCGAAUCGGGUCUCGUUGCUGGGAGGAGACCAUUCAGACUCGCCUCCCUGCUAGCAUUAUUAACUUAGCUGGCUAUGAUGCGUCGCUGCUGCUGGUGUAUUUUCUAUACAGCAGGCCCCUGUAAAGCGAGCCAGGUCCUUGGUUAAGUGCUCAACCCGACGGAGCUGAAGGGUGACUUGGAAACACACCACACCUUUCAAGGAUGGAUGUUGAUUUGCGUGCUGGCGGGGACAGUACCAGGAGAAAAGUGGAUUUGACCGGGGUUGCAGAAGGCACAAUGGAUGUCGUACCACUGGAGAUGUACGACUCCGCCAGAGCAAAAAUAGCUGCCAACCUGCGGUGGCUGUUUGCCAAAGCGUACGGCAUCGACCAUAUUCCAGAGGACUUAAGGGACCCGUUCUACACAGACCAGUAUGACCAGGAACACAUCAAGCCGCCCGUCAUCCGCUUGCUGCUUUCCUGCGAGCUUUACUGUCGUGUCUGUGCCCUCAUCCUGAAGACGGAGCAGGCAGCGUCUCUUCAGUCCCACCUGUCCGUUAUCCAGGCUCUGUCCAGGAAGGGCAUAUAUGUUGUGGAAAGUGAUGAUACACCCGUCACAGAUGGGGACCUGGCCUGUAUGCCCAUCAAAAUGAGUGCUCACAUGCCUAUGAUCGAUGCCCUGAUGAUGGCCUACACAGUGGAGAUGAUCAGCAUCGAGAAAGUGGUGGCUUCUGUCAAGCGCUUCUCCACCUUCAGUGCCUCCAAGGAGCUGCCCUUUGACCUGGAGGACGCUAUGGUCUUCUGGAUCAACAAGGUGAACAUGAAGAUGAGGGAAAUUACAGAAAGGGAGCACAAAGUCAAGCACCACCCCCUGGAGUCCCCGAGCCACCAAAAGGUACGGUAUCGUCGGGAGCAUGCUUCAGGCCGACAGCUGCCCUUCUUCCCACUGCUGGAAGACCUAAUGAGGGAUGUUUGCGACGGAGCUGCACUGCUCACCGUGGUCCACUGCUACUGCCCAGACCUCAUGAAGCUGGAGGAUAUUUGCCUGAAGGAAGUACCAUCCAUUGCUGAUAGCCUGUACAACAUACAGCUACUCAGAGAGUUCGCCAACGAGUAUCUGAAUAAAAGCUUCUAUCUGACGACGGAGGACAUGCUCUACUCACCACUCGUGCUCAAGCACAAUGUGAUGGUGUUCAUUGCUGAACUCUUCUGGUGGUUUGAGACUGUCAAGCCAGACUUUGUCCAGCCUAGAGAUCUCCAAGAGUUCAAAGAUGCUCGAGCCAUAGCUCAGCCCAAGAGUGCCCGCCCAUCAGUGCCUAUCUCCAACGCCACCAAGCGCAGCUUCCUAGUCAGCCCUGGUGCGGCCGAUAACCAGAGCAGCCCAGAAGUCUGUAACAGGUACUUCCUGCACCCUGAAGACUCUGACCCCCUUAAAGGGGGACCAACCUUCAGCCCUUCCCACCCACUCCUUCCACUGCGACAGAGGCAACAAAAGCAGCAAGGAGAAGAUGGUGCAUGUCUUAGAAACCGCUCCAACUCCUUGACUCAGAUGGACGGACAGCCCCGUGGCUCUGUGGUCGCAUGGCCUGACAAGAGGCAGAGACCACUGUCCACACUGAGCCCAUACAUGUUCCAUUCAGCCACAGACAGUGAUGCAGACAUUGCUUCUGGUGACAGUGUGAGUCUGGCUCGCUCCAUAAGCAAGGACAGCCUGGCGUCCAAUGUCGUCACGCCCAAACACCAGACUUGUGCCCUCCAGCCGUCACAGGCUGCAAUGCGCAGGGUCAACGGCCACAGCCUCCUGGGAAAUGUCAACAUUGAGGAUGAGGAAGAAACUCUGGCGGCAGUUGCCAGGACUGAUGGCUCCGUCAUCCCUCAACAGGUUGACGGGACCCAAGCAACUGCCACAGCUGCACCCAAACCUUCCAAACCGGAAGCAGAUAGCUUUUACCUAGAACCACUGAUGCCUGCCAUGCUCAAAACGGCUAAAGAGAAGUCUGUAUGCCUAAACAAGGAGGAGGAGAGUGGUGAGGGCCCCCGCUCUUCAGGAAGGGGAUCUCUACGUCGAGGAGAUGGCUCGACAUCAGCCGUUCGUAGGAAAGCUCCCUGCAGCCUGAACCAAACCUUUACCCCUCCGGGUGAGGAGGAAGACUUGUCAGAGGAGCCUCCACAGGCUCAGGCAGGUUUUAAGCCCACUGUUACCAGCAGCAUGGACCCCUCGUCCAGAGAGCCAGCCGGGGGUUUUUACCUGCAUUCAGAUGCUGAAGAACCAAAGUCUGGCCAGGUCGUGGACGCUGAGCUGGAAGACCUGGAGGAAGAGGAAGAGGAUCUGGAUGAAGCUCUUACCACUAAAGAUCCCAAAUGGUCCAGUAAAGCCUUUAAUGAGGAAGAUGAAGAAGAAGAAGAAGAAUCAGCCAAACUACAAGAGGACAUGAAUGUGAAAGAGCAUGAGGACAAAGACCUGAACGGUGGCAGCGGUCGCUCCAGCCCCUGUCUCAGCGCUCACUCCCAGGCCAGCAGCAUGGCCAGUGGCAGUGUGCGCAUGACCUCCUUUGCAGAGCGCAAAGCCCAGCAGCAGCGCUUUGGCAGCAACCAUGACCUACGCUCCAGUGCCUCCAGCUCCCAAAGGACCACUCCAGAUGGGUCCGAGAGCAGCGGGCCCCUGGCGUCCUCCUGGAAGCUUAAAAGAGACCAGAGCCCCUCCUCACCCUUGGGAGGAUGCUCUCGUAUAGGCGACGGUAGUGGUGGUGCUAAUGUACUGGCUUCUGAAAUCGUCCAGCUCCGAAUGCAGCUGGAGGAGAAGCGACGUGCCAUUGAGCACCAGAAGAAGAAGAUGGAGGUGCUGUCGGCGAGGCAGAGGCAGAAGCUGGGAAAAGCAGCCUUCCUGCACAUUGUGAAGAAAGGGGGAGGCAAGAGUGACACAUUACCCAACCCUCUUAAAACUGAAAUCUCUAAAGACGAGCUCAGUGGGGAGAAAGUACCAUCAAGUAAAGAUGAUAUGUGUGUGGAUGCCCUGAGGGGGGACAAAGAGCUGGAGGGAACCACCCCACCAGGUGCCUUAGAUGCAGACAAGAAAGGGAACAGCGGAAGCUUCUAUCUAGACGAAGAGUUGGACCUGAAUGAGUGCAGCCGCUCCAUCGAGCUGUUGAACGACGCCAUCGGCAGCAUCCAGCAGCAGAUGAUGCAGCUGUCACUGCAGCAGGAGAUGCUGAUGAAACAGAAUGUGCAGUCCCCCCCUACUGCAGCUCCACCUCCUCCUGUCACCAGCGACAAAAACGGUGACCCUAAGGCAGGGGUGAGCUUUCAUUUUGUGGAGCACCUCUCUGGCGCUGGCACCGGCACCACCCCCACCAGGAAACCCCCCAAGCUGAGCUCAGGCCGGAGCUCCAGGUCGAAGCCGUCAGAGCUGAAGAUAGCCAAGGAACAGAGCCGACAGGCCUCUAGGACUCUCACCCCCACCCAGAGUGGGUCAGAGACAUUACCACACCCAAGGCAGUUUGCUGGGGGCAGGUCCCCCAGGGCCGAGCAGCCCGACAGUCCCAGAAACCCCACAGCGGGGGAGACAAUCGACAGGCCAGGCUCUGGCCACGUUCGGAGCGCCACCUUCCGGCUUCGUGACGAGGCGAACCUGCGCCUCCCUACCCGAGUGGACCUGACUGCGCUGCCUGCCCCAGAAGUGUCCUUUGACGAGUGCCUGACCAGCACCACGAGUGAGUCUGAGCUCAAUUCUUCAGAUGGUUCAGGGAAAGAGAACAUACCAUCAGAGGAGGUGCAGCGCAGCAAAGCCCACCUGAUUGAGGUCGAUCUGUCAGAGCUGAAAGACCCUGAGGAAGAGGCUUCUGUGGACAGAACAACAGAAGAAGGUGACGGAGAACAGAAAUCAGUCAUGGGUUUCUUCUUCAAGGACGAGCAGAAGGCCGAAGAUGAGCUUGCUAAGAAGAGAGCAGCAUUCUUGCUGAAGCAACAGAAGAAAGCUGAGGAGGCUCGACUCCGUAAACAACAACUAGAAGCAGAUUCCGAGCUCAAACGAGAUGAAGCCAGACGGAAGGCCGAGGAGGACCGCUUGCGUAAAGAAGAGGAGAAGACACGGCGGGAGCUGAUAAAGCAGGAGUAUCUGCGGAGGAAGCAGCAGGAGAUGUUAGAGGAACAAGGCCUCGUCAAGCCCAAAACCCCCAAACCGAAGCAGAAACACAGACCCAAGUCCGUCUUCAGAGAGGAAUCCUCCAGCGAUAAUUUCUCCAAGGGCUCUUCCACACCUGACAACCUGAGCAACGCCCAAUCAGGCUCCAGUCUGUCUCUGGCCUCUGCUGCGACCAACGAAGCCGACAGCGUCAACUCUGGAGGGGCUGGUUCCCAGCGCUGUGACUCUGUGGAGUCGUUUCCAGGCAGUCGUAACAACAGUCGGACUGCAGAAAGAGACUGGGACAACGGCUCCACUGCCUCUUCCAUCACUUCCAUGGCUGAAUAUACUGGACCCAAACUAUUCAAGGAGCCCAGCGCCAAGUCGAAUAAGCCAAUCAUCCACAAUGCAAUCUCCCACUGCUGCCUGGCUGGCAAAGUCAACGAGCCGCAGAAGAACCAGAUCCUAGAGGAGUUGGAGAAGUGCGAGUCCAACCACAUGAUGAUCCUGUUUCGCGAUGGCGGCUGCCAGUUCCGGGCGCUUUACACGUACUUCCCUGACACAGAGGAGAUACAGAAGCUGACGGGCACAGGACCUAAGAGCAUCAGCAAGAAGAUGAUCGACAAGCUGUACAAGUACAGCUCGGACCGAAAGCAGUUCACCGUCAUCCCUGCCAAGACUGUGUCGGUCAGUGUGGACGCCCUGACCAUCCACAACCACCUGUGGCAGGCCAAGAGAGGUGCUGUGCCAAAGAAAAGCGGAAAAUAGCGGGCCAGUUUUAAACCCUCUAUCAUCCAAAUCAUCGUAUCCCCAUCUUGCUUGUUUCCUGAAUAGACUGCAUUGACGCCCACAGCCAAGCUCACCGCCAUGCCUGGUCUGGAAACCUGCUCGGGAGAAUCCACCUGCAUUUACGGACACGUUGGUCGCCUGUAGGUGGACCACAGUUAAAAAAACGAGGGAAAAAGGGUGUGGGUGUGUGGAUGUGUGUGUCCGUGUGUGUCACAGGUGGUCUGAGGAACCGGUGCUUGCAACGUAAAGAGGAACGCCGGCUGAAUGAGCUUCUUCUACCUGUGAUCUCAGUGCGAUCUGUUCAGGUUUCUUUUGGUCCGGCUCGGUUUUUCUACGACGGCCACGACUCAAGCAUGUGGCGUCUUUUGUUUCUCCGUCUCUCUCAUAUGUGGUGGAUGUAUUUAUUUGUUAGGUCAGCACUGUCGUGGUCGAGAGCUCAGCUGCAGCACUACAGUCCUUCCUUCCGUCUGGAAACGCCUUUUCCUUUUGGACGAUUUCGGGCAACAGGACGGGGGACUUUCUGUCUCUCUUUUCAGAAACUCCGAAGCAAGGGACCUUUCUACAACCCUUAAAGACUUUGGACUUAUUCUCCUGUCCCAACAAAAGCAACAGUCUCUUCCUGCGUGGACUGUCGAAUCUGUCAAAUCAGGCUGGCAUUGCCGAUUUUGCCUCACCAGGGAAAAAACCUGCUGCUCUGAACUGUCUUCUUCUUUUGUCACGGGGGAGUUCCUCGGGUCUCCCUCAGACAUCCGUUGGCCUUUCACGCAUCGUGGUACUAUCGUCUAUUUAUUCAACCGCUUUUUAAACUAGACGCUGAUCGUGUAGCACUGGAUACGUGUAUAGCAAAUAAGAAAAAGGAAAAAAAAAAAGUCAAUGACGGUCAUUUUAAAUACUUUUAUUUGUCUAAACAUCCUUUUUCUCGAGGGUGAACGGUAGGUUUUGGUACAGAAAAUGACGCUCUGUUUUGUUUUUAGCUUUUUUUAAUGAUUAAAGCAACGUGGUAUAGAGUUUGAGCUGAUGUUAUGUGUUUUCAUCAUAACGGGAAUUCUCUGAUGUUUAGAGCUUAGUUGUGUUUUCUCUCCACUGGGCACUCUUGAAUUGUCCUGUAUAAAGGUGCACUCAUGAACACUUGUCGACGGCUUCUUUCAUGCAAUGUAACUCCCCCCUCCUCCCCCCCAAACUCCCCUCCCUGAGUGUGUUUGUCGGCCUGUCCCAUCUUUAACGCACGAGAGCGGCACACACACACACACACACACACACACGCACACUCUUGUGAAGAGUGUUUUUGUGCUGCUCUGUAACCAUUUCGAAUGACAGUAUUUGAUAUAUUCACAAAGGGGUUUCUGUGUGUGGGCGGGUGGGGGACUGUGGUUCAGUUAUGUACCAACAUUAAAGAACAUUCCUCCAAAGUGUUGACAAACACUGCCACGUCGUCUCUCUCUUCUCUCUGUCUUUUCAAAAAUCAUCAAAAGUGCUUUUCUAGAAACCGUUUGUUGGCCUCGAGAACAACCAGAAGUGUUGCACGAGCACUUUACUUUCUGUUUGUUGGGGAAUUUUACCUUCCGAAUGGGCAUAAAAAACUAAGAACUAAUUAAUGACACUGCUGUUGUAAAUUGUGGGAACUAAACCAAACACUAAGAUUUAAUACUGACAUGUAAAGCUGAAGGGCCUCCACUGAUAUGAUACUACUGCUGUCUCCAAAAACAACAAAAUACUUGAUAACUCAUUUGCUGCAUUUUGAAUUGUUUUUGGGGCGUUUGGGGCGGGGGAGGUGGCGGACCUUUAAAUUGUAUGUGAGUGUAUUUUUAUGUUAACUAAAAGAUUGUACUGGCAUUUGGUCACCAUUUUUGUUACACUAGUGUACUUUUCAUCCUUGUUGAUUUUAUCUUCGAUCCCAUGCCAUCUAUUUAUUUUGAAAAUGGAAGCACUGAAACUGAAUAAAUUUUCAAGUGAAUAAAA
Molecule: messenger RNA, 6876 nt
Organism: Morone saxatilis (striped sea-bass)
Lineage: Eukaryota; Metazoa; Chordata; Actinopteri; Moronidae
Gene: camsap1b
Product: calmodulin regulated spectrin-associated protein 1b
Exons: 18
Coding region: 232-4896 (1554 amino acids)
Biological process (GO): cytoplasmic microtubule organization; neuron projection development; negative regulation of microtubule depolymerization
Cellular component (GO): microtubule minus-end
Molecular function (GO): spectrin binding; microtubule minus-end binding; calmodulin binding
Source: RefSeq, a predicted model, not a curated record